Messenger RNA from Amphibalanus amphitrite, 4429 nucleotides. RefSeq lists its product as uncharacterized. Gene Ontology annotation, molecular function: nucleic acid binding. The coding region runs from base 1919 to 3853 and encodes 644 amino acids. The transcript has 4 exons. Gene Ontology annotation, biological process: DNA integration. NCBI's taxonomy places the organism in Eukaryota, Metazoa, Arthropoda, Thecostraca, Balanomorpha, Balanidae. The record is from RefSeq and is a predicted model, not a curated record.
GCGUAUCAAUCCAGUAUCGAUCCGUGUCGAUCCAGCUGUCGUACUGAACUUGCCAUGUUCUGCACACUCAGGCUCCAGCAUUCAGAAUUGUGCUGACUUUCACUUAGGCUGGUGGAAUAAGCUGCGGAUUUGUCUUUUACGCCUCACAACCCUUCUUGAGAAUUGUCAUCACCGUUCUUGCGCUAUCAGUUUGUACACUAUAUAAAAAGAGGAGAGAGGGGUUGAGAGGAGGGCAACGUUCCCUGGCCAGGUGGCCUCUUUGUGUCAGCGAAGAUGGUACAAAAGUCGUGCCAUGGUGCCAGCGAUAGCAGGAGGCAGGAGAUUGAGAAAGUGAAUAAUUUAGGAAUGAAACCAGCUUGUGUAUACCGCCUUAUCACUGUUCUUUAUAUGUAGAUUGCAUCAUACCUAUAUGAAAUGCAAAAGUGCUCAAAUGUCCGGGCGUCGUUUGUAUUUUAAACAGCGCCGGGCCGGUACUCGGCGACUUCCGCGCCGGGCCGGGGGUGUCUGAACCCACCCCCGUCUAAAUCAGCUCCUGGGCCAAGUAGCGACUCGCAGUAAGCGUUAUUCGAAAGAGCAAAAGAAAUAAUGAAGAAAACACAUCAGUCAUUUUUAGGUCAGGUCAAAGGUCAGGUCACCAGAGGUCAUCAAAGGUCAAAUUUUGUCAAAUCAAAGGUCAAACGAAAGAGCAAAAAGUAAACCAUAUAUUCUGAAGGUCAUCCCAGUGCAGUCUGCAUCCAGCUGUUCACGCCUGCCUCGUGCAUAAUCGCAAAUCAUAAUCAUGCGAUCAUCAUCAGUCAUCACCGUAUAGCGAGUCAGCCCAGCACAGCUCCUCUCGUCUUCUACUCGUCUUCUGUGUCUUCGUCUUCACUAUCACUGCUUCCCAGGGUAACGACGACGCGCUCCACCUCUUCGGCCACGUUCUCGUGCUGCCAGUAGCGCUCUUCGAGCACUUCCACGUGAUCGCAGCACUUAGCCCAUGCCGAGGGUGGGAUGUGGGCCACCGCCUCUUCCACAAGCAGCUUGAUGGCUCCCAUGCUUCCGCUUCUGUUGCGUUGUCUCACAUACGUUUUCAGUUGAGCCCAUAUCAUUUCGAUCGGGUUCAGGUCGCAACUGUAGGGUGCCAGCCUGACCACUGUGUGUCCUUUUUCUUUUGCCAGUUCAUCCACAUAGUACGUUUUUGGGGGAGCGUGCUUGUGAACCAGCUCCAGAAGCUCCACUUUGAGCAUGUCGUCGGCAUAUGAAAUGCCAUUUUCUUCCAGCCAUGCCUGGAUCUCCCCUUUCUUGUUACUGGUCGUCGGGGUCUUGUUUUUAAUCCGGCUGUGGUAGCUGGCGUUGUCCAUGACGAUAACGCUGUUAGCCGGGAUGUUCUGGAGUAGGCUGGAGAACCAUUCCUCGAAAUGUUGCGCAUUCAUCGAGUCGUGGUAGUCGGUGCUCUUGCCGUCGGUCCAGGUGGUAAGCAAGGCAUCACCGACAAAUCCAUCUCUGGAUCCAGCAUGGACAAUGAUCAGACGCUUGCCUUUGCCAACAACACUUCUUCUGCCACAAAACUCGCGAUCAUCCAGCCAGCCUUUUUGAUCAAAAUCAAACUGACUGAACCACGUUUCAUCGAGAUAGAUGACUGCUCGGUCGGGCUCAGUAUUGCGGAUCCUGCGCAUUUCUCUGAGGUAGCGGGCUCUUGCAGCCCGCACGUACGGGCGCUCUGUUGUAGACGGCCGAAUACGGUACGGGGGACCGGCGCGCGGGAGCGGGCCGCGGCGGCUGUGCCGUCGAUGCUCCGCCCUAAUCACGUGAUUGCCUGGAGGUGUGUGUCGGCCGACCCCGGGUCGGCCGGCCGGGAGAAUACAGUUCAUGCCGAGAGACGAGCGUGUGUGGCUCUGGUGGCGGGGAUAACAUUGGCGACGAGGAUGAGAUCCGCAAGAUGCCACUCGGCCGGUUGGAAGUUUUUGAAGCAGCAGAAGACAACUGGGAGGAGUACAUCGAACGGUUGGUCCAAUUUUUUGUUGCAAACGAGAUAGAGGAGGAUGUAAAGAAAAGGGCUAUUUUGUUGAGCAACGUGGGAGCCCGAACCUAUGGCGUCUUGCGUUCACUUUUGUCCCCGGUGAGACCCGAUGAGGUUUCAUAUGACCACAUCGUGAAUGUAUUGAGAGAGCACUUCCAUCCGCGACCGUCGGUCACUGUGGCGCGGUUCAGAUUUUUCUCGUGCUCCCGUAGUAUAAAUGAACCGGUGCAAGACUAUAUAGCCCGACUGAAACAGCUGUCACGGGAUUGUCAGUUUGGCUCGUUUUUGGAAGAAAUGAUUCGUGAUCGGCUAGUGUGCGGAAUCAAUUCGGAUUUGAUUCAGAGCCGUCUGCUGUCGGAGCCUGAAUUAUCGUUACAGAAGGCGACUGAAAUGGCCGUGGCGCUGGAGACAGCCAGCCGGAACCAGCAGGAGCUGGCAGGAGGACCUCGGGUUGGACAGCCACCGACCGAGCCAGCGGUGCAACGCAUCCACACAUCGGAGUCGCGGCCGCCACACGGACGGGGGAGCCGUGAAAACUCAAGUAAGCCCAAGUUUUCUGAUUCUGAGGCUAAUAAGUGCUGGCGCUGCUUGAGUAGCAAACAUUCAGAGUCUGAGUGUUUUUUCAAACGCAAGCGUUGUUUUCGUUGUUCCAAAUAUGGUCAUACAAGUGCCGCUCAUAGAGCAGGAACCGUGAACAGUCUCGGAGAUGUGCCUCACCAAUCUGACGAGGUGACUGUUGAAGAUGGUGAGCCCGGGCCGGAGGACACUGUGGUGGGAGACCUGUUCACCUUCUCAGCUGGACUGAGCAGAGGUCGACCUCCGAUCCUGCUGGACGUGACGCUGAAUGGGAAGCAGGUCCAGAUGGAACUGGACACUGGAGCGUCGGUGUCUGUCUGCUCCUACGGUAGGUUCAAAGAACUCUGGCCGACUGGUGACCGGUUGUUACGGCCCACAGACAUUCUCCUGCGCACUUUUUCUGGAGAAAAGCUGGUGGUAAGAGGUGAGGUGAUACUUGAUGUGGGUUAUCAAGGAUCAACGUACCAACUACCUCUGGUGAUCCUGGAAGGAAGGGGGCCAUUGCUGUUUGGAAGAAAUUGGCUGCAUCAGAUUCGGCUAAAUUGGCAGAGCAUUUGUACGGUGUCCAGUAAAACUGAUGUCGAGGCGGUGGUGGACAAGUUUCCGGAGCUUUUCCAGGACGACUUGGGGUGUGCUCGAGAUGCUGAGGUCAGCAUCCCAGUGGACGAGUCUGCAUCACCGAUCUUCUACAAGCCCAGGACGGUGCCGCUGGCGUACAAGGCUCAGGUGGAUGCUGAGUUGGAGCGGCAGCUGAAGGCUGGACUUCUGGUACCUGUGAAGUGGAACAGCUGGGCGGCUCCCAUCGUGGCAGUGCCGAAGGCUUCAGAACCCACAGGAACACAACGCAGCGCUGGAGGAGGUUCUCCGGCGCCUGUCAGAGGCCAACCUGAGGCUACAGCGACGCAAGUGCCGGUUCGGGAUGAAGUCGGUGAUCUAUUUGGGACAUCACAUCGGGUCAGAAGGGAUAAAGCCAACGGCGGAAAAGAUGCCUGCGAGCUGCCGACGCCUGCUGAGACGGUGCAUCUUAUGGAGUUCGUGGACUCGACUCCAGUGACGGCGAGCUGCAUUCGGACCUUCACCGCCCGGGACCCGGUGCUGAGCGUCGUCCUGCAGUACACCCGAGACGGAUGGCCGACCAGCGGACUCUUGAACCCGGAACUGGUACAGUUUCGACGCAGAGAAGGUGGCGGGCCUGGCGGGCGUCGACCGUUCCACCCGGUGGCUGCGUGGGAGCUGCAUCGGUCGGAGUGGCUCCAAGCUGACGGUGCGACUGACUGACGGCCGGGUGAUACAGCGCCACCUGGACCAGGUGGUCGCCGAUCAGGCCGGCGGGACGCGGCGGGACGGCGGCGCAGACGGGCUGGACGCAGGUGAAGCCGUGACGGUGGACCCCACCGCUGCCGCUGUACCGCUGGUGACACCGUCGGCGGCGUCGGCGGCCCGAGUCGCUGCCGGCGGGGCCGCGCUGGAGGUCGGGCCGACGCCGGCUGGCUCCGGCGCACCGAUGGAUGCUGCGUCUGUGGAGCCUGCUGCUGACCCGGCGACUGACGUGCCUGGGACGACGGGCACCGCAGCUGGGGACGGCGAGGCGCCGGCGGGCGCGGCGGCUGGGGACGACGAUGCUUCGGCACAGUCGCGCUACAACCUACGGCCGCGUAAACCGCCUGUUGUCAAAACGGGAUGUUUUGAUUCGGGUGGGAGGGAUGUUGUAGACGGCCGAAUACGGUACGGGGACCGGCGCGCGGGAGCGGGCCGCGGCGGCUGUGCCGUCGAUGCUCCGCCCUAAUCACGUGAUUGCCUGGAGGUGUGUGUCGGCCGACCCCGGGUCGGGAGAAUACAGUUCAUGCCGAGAGA